Triticum aestivum (bread wheat) is the source of this 1722-nucleotide messenger RNA. RefSeq names its product phosphatidylglycerophosphate phosphatase PTPMT2. Gene Ontology annotation, molecular function: phosphoprotein phosphatase activity. Bases 151 to 963 code for a protein of 270 amino acids. The transcript has 6 exons. NCBI's taxonomy places the organism in Eukaryota, Viridiplantae, Streptophyta, Magnoliopsida, Poales, Poaceae. The record is from RefSeq and is a predicted model, not a curated record. Gene Ontology annotation, biological process: protein dephosphorylation.
UUUUCUUUUUUUUUGAAGCUUCAACGCUGGCAGUUCAGCCCUCGAACAACGGAGAAGGCCAGCUCGUCGGAAGACCUUCGACCACCCCGGCGAUCUCGAGGGGCAAUCAAUCCGGCCGACGUUCGCACGGCCGCCGAACGCCGAUUCACCAUGGCUGGGGCGGAAUCGGCCGGCCUGCGGCGCGGGGCGGGGGCGCGGAGGAAGGCGAAGGAGGCAGCGGUGGGCGCCGCCGCGAGGGCGCUCUUCUACCCGACGCUGCUCUACAACGUGGUGAGGAGCAAGGUCCAGGCCGAGUUCCGGUGGUGGGACGAGGUCGAUCAGUUCAUUUUGCUUGGAGCUGUUCCAUUCCGUAGGGAUGUUACACGCUUGCAGAAGCUUGGAGUACAUGGCGUUGUAACCCUGAAUGAACCAUUUGAGACUUUAGUACCAUCAUCAGUAUAUAAGUCGCGUGGGAUUGAUCACCUUGUUAUUCCUACAAGAGAUUACAUGUUUGCUCCAUCACUUGUGGAUAUUAGUCAAGCUGUUGAUUUCAUUCAUAGAAACGCAUCUCGUGGGAGGAUGACAUAUAUUCACUGCAAAGCUGGAAGGGGACGGAGUACAACGAUUGUCUUGUGCUAUCUGGUGAAGUACAAGAAUAUGACACCUACCACAGCAUUUGAGCAUGUGAGAUCUAAAAGGGCUAGAGUGCUGCUGACCCGUUCCCAGAGGAAGGUGGUUCAAGAAUUCAGUACGAAGGUGGCUGGAACAGCAGCAGCAACAUCAUCAUCUCCAUCAGGGGAUGCGGUACCGCAAACUGAAGAUGGCUCUGGUUUGCCAGGCGUUAUCAGGGAGGAUGCCAGCUCGCCUUCUCACAAGGCCACCCCAUCAGGGCCAAUGAUGAAGAAGAUGCUGGCAUGCCUGCUUCCUUCCCCGAUGCGAUCUGGCGGCGACUCGCCGUCGCAUGCCGACCUGCGGGCACCCUAGCGCCGUACCGUACCGGUCCCGGUCUCAAGUGGUUCGUCGAUGUGGAGCCGAUGCGAUCGAUUCCUCUGCCGGAAGAUCUUCCUAACCGUGCCGCUCAUCCUGUUCCUCAUGUGUUCUCACGUUGCUGUGUUGGAUCAAAGUUCAUUUGGUCCAUGCUCCGUGCAUACAUCGUUGCUGGGGGCUGGUUCUGCAUCUUGUGCUUGCAUGACUGCCCUUGUGUAAGUUUCUACAGAAGUACAUAACCAGGACCUCUGCUUUAUUUAUUUUUGUAAAUAAAGUAGCAACUGUUUAAACUUGCAAGGCCAACAUACAACUUCUGCUGAAGACUAGUUGCGGAGUUUCGAGAUUGGUGAAAUCGGAUAAGUUGCAGAGUUUCGAGAUUGGCGAAAUCGGAUAAGUUGCGGAGUUUCGAGAUGGGCGAAAUCGACAGUUUCCAUGGGAAAAAGCUCUGUAGAAUUUUCUUGUGGACGGCAGCGCCCGGAAUAAUCUUUUCUGCUUGAGUUGGGCACCGGAUCUGUUCGGGGGAAAGUGAACCCCAGUUGGGACAGCAAAAUCGGUGCUCCAGCCCUGCAAGUUUCCUCCUGUCGCCGUCGGGAUGCGGAUCGCCUGAUCGGAUCUUAAUUUAGGAUCUGGAUUGGUGAUGAGUGUUGAGUGGGGUCACCGACAAAUCCCCAAAGCAAAUGGUUUGGUUUUGCUUUUCUUCUCUUCUUCUCUGAUGAUAGCUGCCUCUUGCGACACCCUGUUGCCACUUGUCAUGAG